This is a messenger RNA of Mya arenaria, 1527 nucleotides long. RefSeq names its product probable serine/threonine-protein kinase clkA. The record is from RefSeq and is a predicted model, not a curated record. Bases 1 to 1527 code for a protein of 508 amino acids. NCBI's taxonomy places the organism in Eukaryota, Metazoa, Mollusca, Bivalvia, Myida, Myidae. The transcript has a single exon.
AUGCCCCCAACACCGCAAGGCGAGUCUGGACGUAACUACACCAAAGUGAACCUACACCUACUGCGGCAUAGCGAGUGUGGUUGUAACUACACCAAAGUAAAUUUACACCUACUGCGGCAUAGCGAGUGUGGAUGUAACUACACCAAAGUAAACCUUAACCUACUGCGGCAUGGCGAGUGUGGUUGUAGCUACACUAAAGUAAACCUACACCUACUGCGACAUGGCGGUGCUGGAUGUAACAACACCAAAGUGAACCUAAACCUUCUGCGACAUGGCGGUGCUGGAUGUAACAACACCAAAGUUAAACUAAACCUACUGCGACAUGGCGGUGCUGGAUGUAACAACGCCAAUGUGAACCUAAACCUACUGCGACAUGGCGGUGCUGGAUGUAACAACGCCAAAGUGAACCUACACCUACUGCGACAUGGCGGUGCUGGAUGUAACAACACCAAAGUUAACCUAAACCUUCUGCGACAUGGCGGUGCUGGAUGUAACAACACCAAAGUUAACCUAAACCUACUGCGACAUGGCGGUGCUGGAUGUAACAACGCCAAUGUAAACCUAAUCCUACUGCGACAUGGCGGUGCUGGAUGUAACAACACCAAAGUUAACCUAAACCUAUUGCGACAUGGCGGUGCUGGAUGUAACAACGCCAAAGUUAACCUAAACCUACUGCGACAUGGCGGUGCUGGAUGUAACAACGCCAAAGUGAACCUACACCUACUGCGACAUGGCGGUACUGGAUGGAACAACGCCAAUGUAAACCUAAACCUACUGCGACAUGGCGGUGCUGGAUGUAACAACACCAAAGUUAACCUAAACCUAUUGCGACAUGGCGGUGCUGGAUGUAACAACGCCAAAGUUAACCUAAACCAACUGCGACAUGGCGGUGCUGGAUGUAACAACGCCAAAGUGAACCUACACCUACUGCGACAUGGCGGUACUGGAUGGAACAACACCAAAGUAUACCGAUACCUACUGCGACAUGGCGGUGCUGGAUGGAACAACACCAAAGUGAACCGAUACCUACUGCGACAUGGCGGUGCUGGAUGGAACAACACCAAAGUAAACCGAUACCUACUGCGACAUGGCGGUGCUGGAUGUAACAACACCAAAGUUAACCUACACCUACUGCGACAUGGCGGUGCUGGAUGUAACAACACCAAAGUUAACCUAAACCUAUUGCGACAUGGCGGUGCUGGAUGUAACAACACCAAAGUGAACCGAUACCUACUGCGACAUGGCGGUUCUGGAUGUAACAACACCAAAGUGAACCUAAACCUACUGCGACAUGGCGGUGCUGGAUAUAACAACACCAAAGUGAACCUUAACUUACUGCGACAUGGCGGUGCUGGAUGGAACAACACCAAAGUGAACCUAAACCUACUGCGACAUGGCGGUGCUGGAUGGAACAACACCAAAGUGAACCUAAACCUACUGCGACAUGGCGGUGCUGGAUUUAACAACACCAAAAUGAACCUAAACCUACUGCGACAUGGCGGUGCUGGAUGUAACAACACCAAAUGA